AUGUCUGCAGCCCUGCUCUACACGCUGCUUGCUGCUUUACUGGCGUUGGUUUUACUCAUUCGCAAAAAAUAUCCCUAUUUUUGGCACGAUGUUAGAUACUGCUUCAUUGUGAUCGGGAUAGCUGUGCGGACGGGCAAAUUCCAGAAGCAGAAGCCCUACUUCACCAUCCUGGACAGAUUUUUGGAGCAAGCAAAGAAACAACCGCACAAAACUUUCAUUAUUUUUGAAGGGCGUGAGUACAGCUACAGUUACGCGGAUACUCAGAGUAACAGAGUAGCCCAUGCUCUGCAGACUCACACGGAUCUGAAGGAGGGGGACACGGCGGCCUUGUUCGUGGGGAAUCAGCCUGAGUUUGUGUGGCUGUUUUUGGCUUUGUCCAAACUGGGCUGCACCGCGGCGCUGCUGAACACCAACAUCAGGUCCAAGUCCCUGCUGCACUGCUUCUCCUGCUGCGACGCCAAAGUGCUGCUGGCCGGAGGAGGUACGUGCGUGUGUGUGUGUGCGCUGUAG
Molecule: messenger RNA, 510 nt
Organism: Knipowitschia caucasica
Lineage: Eukaryota; Metazoa; Chordata; Actinopteri; Gobiiformes; Gobiidae
Source: the annotation of a GenBank genome assembly